ACUGCUAAAGUUCUGGAGGAUGUGAUGAUGACCAGAGAGGGAGAAAAACUGCCAAAGACUCUGACUGAGAUGUACAUAGCAUUCCUGGAGGUUAACUUCGCAAUCAAGAAGGAAAAGUAUGAUGGAGGAAAAAAGACAAGAUCAAUCUGGAGUCCAGAGAACAAGAAGCUGAUUGAGUCUCUAGGAAAACUGGCUUUUGAGCAGCUGCUGGAGGGAAACCUGAUCUUCUAUGACAAAGAGCUCAAAAAGUGCGGCAUCAACAUCAAAGAUGCUGCGUUGUUCUCAGGAGUGUUCACUGAAAUGUUUAAAAGAGAGAGAGGGACGUGCGACAUCUCCGUCUACUCCUUUGUUCAUCUGAGCAUCCAGGAGUUUCUGGCUGCAGUCUACAUGCUCCACUGUUUCACCAGCAGGAAGUCAGAGGUGAUCAAGACGUUUCUGGGAGAAAAAUACAGAGAAACAUCUCUAGAUGAGUUCAUGAAGAAAGUCAUGGAGAAAUCCCUCAUCAGUGAAAAUGGCCACCUGGACCUGUUUGUCCGCUUCCUUCAUGGUCUCACUGUGGAGUCCAACCAGAGACUCUUAGAAGAUCUGCUGGGUCAGACAGAGAACAGUCCAGAAACCAUCCAGAGAAUCAUCACCAACCUGAAGGAGAUGAACACUGAUGAAAUCUCUCCUGACAGAAUCAUCAACAUCUUCUACUGUCUGGUGGAGAUGAACGACGUCUCAUUUUAUCAGGAGAUCCAACGGCUGCUGGAUUCAGGGAAGCAGCUCUCAGAGACUGACUGUUCAGCUCUGGCCUUCAUGCUGCAGAUGUCAGAGGUUCUGGAUGAGUUGGACCUGGAGAAGUACAACACAUCAGCUUAUGGACGACGGAGACUGGUUCCAGCUGUGAGGAACUGCAGAAAGGCUCGACUUGGUGACUGGUGGCUCCAAAAUUAUGAUUGUGAAGUUUUGGCCUCGGCUCUGAAGUCCAACCCAGAUCUGACUGAACUGGAAAUAAAUCAGAUCGACAUAAAUGGUUGUGGAGACUCUGAUCUGAAGCCUCUGGUUGAGAUCCUGGAGAGUUCAGUCAGUAAAGUGAAGAAUCUGAGAUUGUGGGACUGCAGU
Molecule: messenger RNA, 1104 nt
Organism: Xiphophorus maculatus (southern platyfish)
Lineage: Eukaryota; Metazoa; Chordata; Actinopteri; Cyprinodontiformes; Poeciliidae
Product: NLR family CARD domain-containing protein 3-like
Exons: 3
Source: RefSeq, a predicted model, not a curated record